Molecule: messenger RNA, 5794 nt
Organism: Gorilla gorilla gorilla (western lowland gorilla)
Lineage: Eukaryota; Metazoa; Chordata; Mammalia; Primates; Hominidae
Gene: ZNF620
Product: zinc finger protein 620
Exons: 5
Coding region: 3247-4854 (535 amino acids)
Biological process (GO): regulation of DNA-templated transcription
Source: RefSeq, a predicted model, not a curated record
UCACCCAGGCUGGAGUGCAGUGGCGCGAUCUUGGCUCACCGCAACCUCCACCUCCCAGUUUCAAGCAAUUCUCCUGCCUUACCCUCCUGAGUAGCUGGGAUCACAGGCAUGUGCCACCAUGCCCAGCUAAAUUUUUUUUUGUAUUUUUAGUAGAGACAGGGUUUCACCAUAUUGGCUAGGCUGGUCUCAAACUCCUGACCUCAGGUGAUCUGCCUGCCUCAGCCUCCCAGAGUGCUGGGAUUACAGGUGUUAGGCACCGCGCCCAGCCAAAUAACCACUUUUGUAGACCUUUGCUACUCAAAUUGUCACCUGAAGACCAGCAGCAUUGGCAUCACCUGGGAGAUUUAUCAGAACUACAAGCUCACUGAAUCAAACUCUACUCUUUGACAAUGCUACCAGGUGACUUUGUGGACACACUAAGGUUUGAGAAGCAUUACUCCAGACCCUGCUCCAUGUGUGUGUCUUGGCAUCUAAUAUUGCCAAGAAGAAGUCUGAGGCAGCCUGAUUUUGCUUCCUUUUCAGUCUGGAAAUUUGCAGAACUUUAAAUCUUAAAUUUUCGUAAUUUCACUAGGAUAUGUCUUGUUGCUGGUUUUUCCCCAUUAAAAUUUCCUAGAAUUUAGAGAGCACUUUCAGCCUGCAGAUUCUCCUCCCUGAUGAAUGGCUUUUUCCUUCAAGUUUGUCCUAUCAGGAUUAGAACUAGGGUUAGAUUUAAGGACACAACCCAUUUUAAGAUUAUGUUGUCUUUCUAGUAUGUAUAUAUUUUUUAAAUUGAGGUAUCACUGACAUACAAUAAGCCAUGCAUAAAGUGUAUGAUUUGAUAAGUUUUGCCAUAUGUAUAUGUCUCUCAAAAAAUAACACAAUCAAGAUAACAAACAUAAUCAUACCCCAAAAAGCUUCCUUAUGCCCUUUUAUAAUCUCUCCAUUCCAGCCUGCUCCUCUCCUGCCUCCAGCCCCAAGAAACCACCAAUCUGUUUUCUUUUACUAUAGUUUUCCUUUUCUAGAAUUUUAUAUAAAUGCUAUCACACAGUAUGUACUCUUUUUAAAGUUAUUAUUUUUUUUGGUGUGAUGUCUUUCACACCACAGAAUUAUUUUGAGAUUCACCCAUGUUGUUGCAUAUAUAUCAGUAGUUCAUUCCUUGUUAUUACUGAGUAGUAUUCCACUGUAUGGAUAUGCCACAAUUUAACUCAAAUGAUGGCCAUUUGAAUUGUUUCCAGUUUUUGGCUAUUAUAAAUAAAGCUGUUAUGAAAAUUUGUAUGCAAGUCUUUGUAAUGUAAGGACAUAUGUUUUCAUUUCUCUUGGGUAAAUAACAAGAGUGAAAUGGCUAGAUAAUAAGGUAGGUGUAUAUUUAAUUUUUAAAGAAUCUGCAAAGUUUUUCCAAAGAGACUGUGCCAUUGUACAUUUCCAUCAGUAUUGUAUGGGUUCCACUUCUGAUACAUCUUUGCCUACACUUGAUGUUGUCUCUACUUUUAGCUUUUUUAGUAAGUGUGUAAUACUGUUUCACUGCGGUUUUAAUUUGCAUUUCGCUAAUGACUAACAAUGUUGAGCAUCUUUUCAAAUAUUUAAUUGCUUUCCAUAUAUCUUCGUUGGUGAAGUAUCUGUUCAAAUCUUUUGCCUAUUUUUAAAAAUUGGUUUAUUUUCUUAUGAGUGAGUUUUGAGAGUCCUUUAUAUAUUUUGGAAACAAGUCUUUUAUCAAAUAUUUUCAGUAUUUUCUCCCAGUCUGUGGCUUGUCUUUUCAUUCUCUAAAAGUAUCUUCUGAAAAGCAGAAGAUUUAACUUUGAUUAAGUCCAAUUUAUCAUGUUUUUUUCCACUGGCUAAUACUGUUUAGAAUUUGUGGUGUAUAUGUAUGUAUGUUUAUGUGCACCCACUCAUGGUAAAUGUUCAUUUUAAUAGGUUUAGUGAAGGGACAGUAUGCACAUGUAUGUCCUUGUCAUACCAUUGUUUCUGGAAAUCUAAUUAUUUAAAACAAGUGCUGUGCAUAAACUUUAAAGUGAAAAUACUAUAGAUUUUAUAAAAUGAACUGUUUCUGUGACAGUUAAAAUCUCUGUGCUAGGUGGCCCCACAAUGGCUCCCAAUGGUUCUCAUAUCCUGGCGUUCAAACCUUGUGUAUCUCUUCCCACACUGAAUCAUGACUAAUCUGAGGAGAAUGUAUUGAGGAAAUCAUGAUGCAUGAUUUCCAAAACUAGGUCAUAAAAGCUUUGGCCUUGGCCUCUUGGAUUGCUCACUUUGGGAGAAAGCUACAUGCCAUGUUGUGAAAACCCUCACAUGGGAAGGAACUGACGCUUCCUGCCAACAACCAGCACCCACUUGGCAGCCAUGUGAGUAAACUACCUUGGAGGUGGAUCCUCCAAACUCAGUCAAGCUUCAGAUGACUUCAGCCCCACGUGACACCUGACUGCAACCUCAGCAGAGACCCUCAGCCAGUACCACCCAGCCAAGCUGCUCUUGAAUUCUGGGUCCACAGAAACUGUCAAAAGAUAACAAUGUUUAUUGUUUUUAGCCACAAAGCAUUAGAGUAGUUUAUUAUCCAGCAGUAGAUACAUAAUAUACUCUCCAUGGCAGGACUUGUUUUGGAGGUGGUGGAUAAAUCUAAUUCCUGUGGAAGGAAUAACUAAAAUCUGUCUCCAGGCUGGGCCGGGACACACAUCCCAGUACAGGGCAGGAAAGGGCUCUAAGCCAAAUGUUAAUAGCUCUUUCGCUAAACUUCGAAAAUUGUCCUUAAAAAAAAAAAAAAGCUAUUUCCCUAAAGCACGCCACAUAUUGGAGUCCCAGCAGCACCUAUUUUGUGUCUUCAAAAAACACAAUUGGAAAACAAAACAAUACAAACUCACGAGCACAUACUAUGUGCCAGGCACAACUGUAAAUAAUUUACCUAUCAAUUAACUAAUUUAAUGAAUUAACCCUGAACAGCCUCAAGAGGUUGGUACCACCAUCAUAAUACCCAUUUAAUAGACAAGGAAACCGGGGCAAAGAAACUUGCUGCAUGUCACACAACUAGCAAGCGGUGCAGCUGGGUUUCUGGACCUACGUAGUCCACACACAUUCGGCCUUCUUAGUAAUGGGUUCGACUUUCCCCACACCCACUUUUCCCACUGCAGCGCACCCACACAAUCCAGACAGUUUUGGCGCAUGUGAAGGGCGCGAUGGUCCCUUCAUUAUCUGGAAGGACACCCAGAGUGGCAAAUGCCAGAUAACCACGAAUAAUACCCAGGAUAGUAACCAUUCUGUGGCCUGAGCUGGCCAGACGUCAUGCCCCGAAGGAGCUACCAGGUGUGGGCGCUGCAGGACCCCUGCCUGGGGCCGCCCGCUCGGGCCCGUGUUGUCUCAGGCAGUAGGGACACUGGCGCUGCCGGCUGGGGUAGGAAACCACAGAGACUGGCAACUUCCCAGGUUCCUAGAGAGGAGGGGCAUGGAAAACGCACUUCCGGCGGAGGGUCUCAAGCUUUCCCCGGUGUCGGCGGCAGGUGGAAUUUCCACGCUUUAUCUGCGCCUGCGCCGCGCGGGAUUCGCGGUCCGAGCAGAAGAGGUUCGCGGUCCGGUUUCACUUCUCCGAACCCUGAGGCAGUGUGUGAAGCUGGGACGCCAGCCAUGUUCCAGACCGCUUGGCGCCAGGAACCAGUGACCUUUGAGGAUGUGGCUGUGUACUUCACCCAGAAUGAAUGGGCCAGCCUGGACUCUGUGCAGAGGGCCCUGUACAGGGAAGUGAUGCUGGAGAAUUAUGCAAAUGUGGCUUCCCUGGCAUUCCCAUUCAUCACGCCUGUUCUGGUCUCCCAGCUGGAGCAAGGGGAACUGCCAUGGGGCCUCGAUCCCUGGGAACCUAUGGGCAGGGAGGCUCUCAGAGGUAUCUGUCCAGGGGAUGAGGCCAGAACUGAGAAGGAAGGAUUAACUCCAAAGGAUCAUGUGUCCAAAGAAACAGAGUCCUUCAGACUGAUGGUGGGGGGCCUGCCAGGGAAUGUUUCCCAGCACCUUGACUUUGGGAGCAGCCUAGAGCAGCCCCAAGGUCAUUGGAUAAUUAAGACAAAGUCAAAGAGGAGACAUUUCACAGAUACAUCAGCCAGGCACCAUGAGGCCUAUGCGGUCAAGAAUGGAGAGAAGUUUGAGAAAUUAGGAAAAAAUAUUAGUGUCAGCACACAACUCACUACAAAUCAGACAAAUCCUAGUGGUCAGAUAUCUUAUGAAUGUGGACAAUGUGGCAGAUAUUUCAUUCGAAUGGCAGACUUCCACCGACAUGAGAAAUGUCACACUGGUGAAAAGUCUUUUGAAUGCAAAGAAUGUGGAAAAUACUUCAGAUAUAACUCAUUACUUAUUCGGCAUCAGAUAAUUCACACUGGAAAGAAACCAUUUAAAUGUAAAGAAUGUGGAAAAGGUUUAAGUUCAGACACAGCCUUGAUUCAGCAUCAGAGAAUCCACACUGGAGAAAAGCCCUAUGAAUGUAAGGAGUGCGGCAAGGCCUUCAGUAGCAGCUCUGUCUUCCUCCAGCACCAGAGGUUCCACACUGGGGAGAAGCUCUAUGAAUGUAACGAAUGUUGGAAAACUUUCAGUUGUAGCUCAAGUUUCACUGUCCAUCAGCGAAUGCACACUGGGGAGAAACCUUAUGAAUGUAAAGAGUGUGGAAAACGAUUAAGCUCCAACACAGCCUUGACUCAGCAUCAGCGAAUUCACACUGGGGAGAAGCCCUUUGAAUGUAAGGAGUGUGGGAAGGCAUUCAAUCAGAAAAUAACCCUGAUUCAGCACCAGCGAGUUCACACUGGCGAGAAACCUUAUGAGUGUAAAGUGUGUGGUAAAACCUUCAGCUGGUGUGGAAGAUUCAUUCUGCAUCAGAAACUACACACUCAGAAGACACCUGUGCAAGCAUAGGGCUAUCCAUAGUUAGGCCCACUGUGCCUCUCCUUUUUUCUCUUUAUUUUCAUGCUUUUUAUCAGUGUCCUCGCUGUCCUUCCUCGGUAGACACUUGGCUUUCAUCAUGAAAUCUUCCUUAAGUUUUUUGAACCUGUUUCCCCAACAUGAAGUCUCUUUAUGGUUAGAGAAGACCAAAAAACAAACAAACAAACUUAGAAACAUAAAAGGAAAUGUAAGUUUCCAGAUUUAAAGGACAUGCUGGGUGCCCAGCAGGAUGGAUUCAAGGGAAACCUACAUUAAGGAAAAUUGCUGUGAAUUAUGAAAACACCAAGUUUGAAUAAGAGGAUCAUGGAGAAAAAAUGAGACCCUAAAAAGUUUCUAGAGAGAGAAAACAAAAGAUCAGAAAUGAAAGUGGGGCCAGGCGCGGUGGCUCGUGCCUGUAAUCCCAGCACAUUGGGAGGCCGAGGCGGGUGGAUUAUGAGGUCAGGAGUUCGAGAUCAGCCUGCCCAAUAUGGUGAAACCCCGUCUCUCCUGAAAAAAAAAAAAAAAAUACAAAAAUUAGCCAGGCAUGGUGGCGCAUGCCUGUAAUCCCAGCUACUAGAGAGGCUGAGGCAGGAGAAUCACUUGAAUCCCUGAGGCAGAGGUUGCAGUGAGUUGAGAUCGCACUACUGCACUCCAGCCUGGGUGACAGAGUGAGACUUUGUCUCAAAAACAGUAAAAAAUGAAAAUGGCAUUAGAUUUUUCAACAGCAACCUUCAAAGUCAGAUGACAAUGUGUAUGCCUUCAGACUUCUCAUGGAAAAUGUUUUCCCCUGCAAUUCUAUACUCCGAAGUAUAAGUAUAGAAUAAAGGCAUUUCAGACCCUUUAAAUCUGAAAUCUUUAUCUCCCAUGCAUCCUUUCUCAUAUGUGCAACACUACACAAGGAGUAAACCAGUAAAUAAAAAGACAGAUAUAUGGA